AUGCCCGCGCCCCGACACGCGUGCCGCCCGGCGUCACCUCGCUCCCCCUCACCCCCGCCCCGGCUCCAGCUCGUCCCCCUGCAGCGCCGCCAAGGCCGGGAGCGGUCUCCGCGCAGCUCCGCAGGCUGCCCUCUUCCCCCUUCUCCCGCCCCCAAAGCGCGCCCCGACCUGCUGGACCUCCCCGGCCCCACGGAGGCGAGGACCCGGCGGCGCCGAGACGCGCUGACCGACGCAGGCGGCCGGGAGAGCAGCCGGCCCCAUCCUCCUGCCGGCGCGACCGGGGCCUCCGGGGCCGCAGAGGGGCGGGGAGGGCCGACCGGACUUGCCGGCGGCGCCUGA
This is a messenger RNA of Rangifer tarandus platyrhynchus (Svalbard reindeer), 339 nucleotides long. The record is from the annotation of a GenBank genome assembly. Lineage: Eukaryota; Metazoa; Chordata; Mammalia; Artiodactyla; Cervidae.